Bursaphelenchus xylophilus (pine wood nematode) is the source of this 1287-nucleotide messenger RNA. Lineage: Eukaryota; Metazoa; Nematoda; Chromadorea; Rhabditida; Aphelenchoididae. The record is from the annotation of a GenBank genome assembly.
AUGGGAGAGUUCUUUUUUAAUAUUGAUCAUGGAUAUCUGGAGGCUUUGAUUAGAGGUUUCAAGACCGGGCUUCUUACUUCUUCUGACUAUUCCAACUUGGUUCAAUGUGAAACUCUUGAGGGUUUGUUAUCUCUUUUCCCUUUGUUUUCAAUUUUUCGUCUACUAGAAGUAUUUUCUUGUUUUUCAGAUCUGAAGCUUCACAUUCAGUCGACCGAUUAUGGAAACUUUUUGGCUAAUGAGCCUGGAAAUAUUACCGUUCAAGUCAUUGACGAACGUUUGAAGGAGAAAUUGGUAACUGAAUUCACUCAUCUUCGAAAUAAUUCCUUAGAACCUCUGUCGACUUUUCUCGAUUAUAUCACGUAAGUUAUGAAUUAUAUUGUUUAUGUUCCAUUUUUAGUUAUUCUUAUAUGAUUGACAACAUAAUUUUGUUGAUCACUGGUACUCUUCAUCAAAGACCUAUCAACGAGUUGAUCUCCAAAUGCCAUCCUCUUGGUUCCUUUGAGCAGAUGGAGGCCAUUCAUAUAGCAUCGACACCGGCUGAACUUUAUAACGCUGUUUUGGUGGAUACUCCCUUGGGUAAGGCUUAUUUCGACUUUGAUUUAUUUUUCAGCCCCAUAUUUUGUGGAUUGUAUCAACGAGCAAGAUUUGGAUGAGAUGAAUGUGGAGAUUAUCAGGAAUACGUUGUAUAAAGCCUACUUGGAAGAUUUUUAUAAGUUCUGCAAAAAUCUCGGUGGAAAGACAGCUGAAGUCAUGUGUGAGAUCCUUGCCGUGAGUUUUUCUUUACCAGAUCACAGAAUACUUUAUUUGCUGCCAAGUUCAAGUUAUAAUGGUUUUAGUUCGAGGCCGAUCGAAGGGCAAUCAUCAUCACCAUCAACAGUUUUGACACCGAGCUGGCUAAGGACGACAGGGCAAAGUUAUAUCCCCGCUGCGGGAAACUAUACCCUGAGGGUCUGAGUGGUCUAGCCCGCGCGGAUGAUUACGAUCAAGUAAAGCAAGUCUGUGAAUAUUAUUCUGACUACAAAGCCUUGUUCGAAGGCAGCGGAGUGAACCCAGGAGAGAAAACAUUGGAGGACAAAUUCUUCGAAUAUGAGGUCGGUUCUUCUUGUAGUUAUAUUAUUUAUUUAGGUUAAACUAAAUGUACAAUCAUACCUUCACCAAUUCCAUUUCGGUGUAUUUUACGCUUUCAUAAAGCUGAAGGAACAAGAAAUGCGGAACAUAAUCUGGAUAGCUGAAUGCAUCGCCCAACGACACCGAACCAAGAUCGAUAACUACAUUCAAAUCUUGUAA